Zingiber officinale is the source of this 720-nucleotide messenger RNA. Its product is annotated as bifunctional nuclease 1-like. Gene Ontology annotation, cellular component: nucleus; VCB complex. The transcript has 7 exons. NCBI's taxonomy places the organism in Eukaryota, Viridiplantae, Streptophyta, Magnoliopsida, Zingiberales, Zingiberaceae. Gene Ontology annotation, molecular function: nuclease activity. Gene Ontology annotation, biological process: protein ubiquitination. Bases 1 to 720 code for a protein of 239 amino acids. The record is from RefSeq and is a predicted model, not a curated record.
AUGACGCUGCUAAGAAGCCUUCCACCGAGGUUGAAGCUCGGGAGGAUGAUCGGAGAAGGAAUCGGGGCCGAAAUCCGUUGGAAGUCGCGCGCCGGGACGCUGUGCGCGGAGGAGGAAUCGACACUGGAAACCACUUUUGGUGGCAUAUCUCUGCAACCUCGUGGUAAGAAACAAUGGCGCUCUCAUUGUAGUUUCAAUUCUUCUUCUGAUGGUAAUGGAAAUAUAGCUGGCAAUUUCAUUGCAAAUGAUGAGAAGUAUGUAAACUCCACUGUGAUUGAAGCUGUUCAGGUUAGAAGUGGCUCAGAUGGUUUUAUGAUAAAGAUGCGUAGUGGAAAAUGUUUAAGAUGCAUUCACAAUAACCCCCAAGAAGGAAAAUUAUCAGAUUAUGCUCCUCACCCUGCAAUUGUAUUGAAGAUGGAAGAUGGAAGUGAGCUUCUGCUUCCUAUUAUUGUUUUGGAAAUGCCAUGUGUGUUGUUGAAUUCGGAAUGUUCCAAUAGUAAGAUUGUAUACUUCUCUAGACCAACUAUUUAUCAAGUAGCCAAAAUGAUGGUUGAGGAGCUGGGAUCGAAGGUCCAAGUUGUUAGGGUCACCAAGAGAGUGAAUAAAGCUUACUUAGCUCAGUUGUAUAUCUCAAAGAUUUGUAGCUUUGAUUUGCGACCUUCUGAUGCCAUCAAUUUGGCUGUUCAAUGCAAGGUUGUCUCUGAUUUCAAAAUCGCAUGA